AUGUCUCACAACAACACGACAGUAUUAUUAUUCACAGUACAAGGCAUAUUGGCUUUAUUGACCUGUGGUCUCUGCUGCUUCAUAUAUGCCUAUCGUUGUAAUAAUAAAAAUGAAGGAAAUAGAAACAAAAGAAGCAUAUCGAAGGUAAAUGGUGAUUCCUAUGGAGAAAGCACUAGUUCUACAUUCAAAAAAAGUAAGAUCAAAGAAGGAGAAAAUCCACAAAGGGACAAAUGCAAAGAAAUAGGAUGUACAAUAUUCCAUGAAGAAGGAACAAAUUAUAUAGAAAAUAGCUUGCGUUGUGUAAAUAAUAAUGUAUCGGAAGGGAAUGAACCAAUUGUUGUCAGUAAGAAUGGUAAUAAUAGCACUUGUAAUAUUAGUAGCUAUAAUAAAGGCAAAGAAAAUGGAAAAUUCGAAAUGAGAAACACUAAUGUAGAACAGAAGGAAUUCCAAAAAAAUCUUUGCAACAGAACAACCAACAAAAUUGGAACUUAUUCGGAUUACCAAGCAAAGAGUCGAGGAGGGAAUUGUAAUCAUGAAAAAGUAGGAAGAAGUAGAAUCACGAAUGAUGAAGGCAUACCUCUUAACAUAAACAGUUUAAAGGAAUCGAAGUAUCCACUGUUAAUGGGUAUGACCCUCAGAAAUAAUUCUGAACCUUACAUGAUUCAAAAUGAUAAAAAUUACAAAUCUGAAAAUAGUACAAAUACAGGGAAAACAGGAACAGAUAUGUUUCCCAAGUGGGAUAAUGAAGAGAAAGCAAAAUUUUCCAAUAAUUCUGAAAAUUUCAUCAAAAAUAAUAUGCCACAAAAUAGACAUCCCCGAAAAAGCUUUGAAGAAAAAGAUAAUCACCAUCCCAAGUCCAACUGUUGUAAGAAAACCUCUAAUUACCAAAACAUAGAUUCACACAUAUGUGCUAAUGUUUAUGGUAGGGAUCAUAAGAACAAAGUUGUAGAAAAUUUCGUAGUCAAAGAAAGCAUACGAAGUAGAAGUAAUAAUAUGAGUAUUACUGCAAAUAGUGUAGAAGCAAAACAUAGAGGAAAAUGUGGUACUAUACAAAAUGGUGAAUGUCAUUUGACUAAGGAUAGGGAAGAAAAUAAAUCCUAUAAAAUGUCAGUUUGGGAUAAUCAAAACGUGUAUUAUCCAAAUGAAAAAUUUUGGGAAAUCAAGAGAGGAAUGUUAAUUCGGAAGUAUCAAGAUGAAUGUAAUACGGUCAAAAGUGCCGAAAAAAACAGAGAAAGAAAAUGUUUGGGAGUUCCCAACAAUUUGACAUACCAGAAGAUGAAAUAUUAUCACAAUUUUGAAGAAGAAGAAGAAGAGGGCAGAGAGGAAGGAGAUAAAGAUAAAGAGACGGAAAAGGAAAAAGGAAAAGAAGUAUAUAAAGGGAAAUACAAACAACAUCCUGAUUGUGUGAAUAAUUUUAUUUCCUCGAAAAGAAUGAACCAUUCUAAUGAUGAAGUAAACACAAGUACUAUAUUGACAAAAUGUGAAAAAAAUAUAUUACACCAUUUUGAUAGUAAUAUAUCAAAUAAUAGGAAACUUCUAAGUGUAGCAAGUAACAGUCAUAUGGUAGUAAUAAAAGACAAGAAAAAAAGUAACUCAGGUUCACUAGAACGAAAAGAUGAUAAGCAUAACAAUUUAUCUACGCAUUAUACUGUUCAUAAGAAAUGCCAUUCAAGACAUGACAUUUCCCACAUUAGUAAUAGGAACACGAUUGAGAACAACUAUGACAAAGGAUACAUAGAAGAAGGAACUGUUUUGUCACAGGAAAACGAUAGAGAAAAAUAUAAUAUGUAUUCCAUUAAUAAUAAUAUUGAUGAACAUACUUAUAAAGUUCCCAAUACGGAUAAUUACAAAGAGGAGAAAUAUUUCUAUCCGCGUGGUCUCUAUUCAGAUAAACAGAUGUCUAGAAAUAGGAUAAUCUCAGGUCAUGCAAAAAUUGUGCACCCCCAUGAAUUAUUUUACAAUAAUGAUAAUGGUAGUAGUAGCAAAAAUGAAGAAAAUGAAGAAGUACCCAAAGUGAAAGGUUCAUCCAGUCUGAGGCAAUUUAUCAAUUCACAAAAUUUUUCGUCAGGGGGAAAAACGAUUGGUCAUUCAGCAGAAACGAAAAAAGCGAAUCACAUUUGCAGCAGAAGUGGGAAUAACAAGAGUGAUAGCAGAAGUGGGAAUAACAAGAGUGAUAGCAGAAGUGGAAAUAACGAUGUGUUCUGUAGGAACGAAAACAAUUGUUGCACACGUGGGUAUAGCAAGGAGAGUAGUACUAACAGGAGUGGUGAAGAUACAUUUUACAAAAAGACACCUACUGUGAAUGUAGCAACGAAUAGAUCGAUGAAGGGGUACAGAAAUAACUUGAUACAUACGAAUAGAAGCAAAAAAGACGUUAAUAACUUCACAAAAUGUUCUUCUGUAAAUAAAGAAAAAAAAAAAAAUGUAGACCAACCCACAGAUGACUAUUUUACGGACAGAACAAAAUGUUUCCUUUGUAAGGAAAAAAAAAAUGCACACAAAAAUAAUAAACCUUAUUUUUUUGAAAAUAUUUCAAAAAAGACAGAUAAUAAAAAAAAUAUUGUAUACUCCAAAAAAAAUAUGCCAAAUGAUCACAUUUGUUUACCGAACCACAGUUGCAGUAAUAUGUGCCUGCAUUACUUCGAUAGAGUAAGUAAUAAUAAUGAAAACUUUUUUCACACAAAUAAUUUUGAGGACAGUGGGAUUCAUGACGUUAGUAAUUAUUUCCCGUUAUACAAUUCGUCCAAGCCAUUUAGGUAUAUGGAAAGGAAGGAACUUGAUUGUGGAAGAGAUGAAAAAAUGAAAAGUAAGAACGAACCGAUUGGUGAUAUUUACCUUUUAACUGAUGACAACGCUGACUAUAAUGGAUUAGAGGAUAGCCAAAAAGAUGGUAUCCGAAGUGGUGGCAAUGUAAGCAAUACUCGAAGGAGCAGCGUGAAAUCGAGAGAAGGCUUUAUAUAUGAAGAAGAAGAAGAAGAAGGAGAAGCGAGAGAAGGAGAAUCACGUUUCAACAGAAGAAAUGAUGAAGCAUUAAAGAACCAAGUCCCGUUGAGCAAUGGUGAAAUAACCAAUUAUAGAAAUAAUAGAAUAAAAGAUGAAAAAAAAAACAGAAUAAAUUACAAUUCAGAAAAGGAUGGAAAAUCUAAUUCAACAUUAUGGAUAGAAAAACACGAAAUGGAUUCAAGGCAGAUGGAAUCAAAUGAAUAUAAAAAUAGCACAGAAAUUGAUCAAUUAAUACAUGCAUAUUUACAAAAUUCGAAAAAGGUGUAUAAAUUUAACACAUCAGAUAAAUCAGAUAAAGACAUUAACCACAUGACAGAUCGGUACAUGCCUGAAAUGACAAACUUACGUAAGGAAUUAAGUCAAAGCAGUAAUAGAAAAAUAAAGACUUCAAAUGAGAAUAGGAACCUCUUUCCUCUGCUAACAAAUGUAGAUAACGAUAAAAAAGUAAAACAGAGGAGCAAGGAUGAUGUAUGUUCUUCUCAAGGGGAAGGGAUGGUAAAUAAAAGGUCUACUACAUCGGGAAUUAAAUCUAGUGGGGUAGGAAAAGACACGAUUAAGGAUAAUGGAUAUGAGAAGAAUGAAUAUAUUGACCAAUAUGAAGGACCAACUGAGGAAGAAAAUUCUACAUAUCAAAACGAAAUUAAAAAUAAAGAUAUAUGUUUGAAAAAUAAAAAACGAGACAACAUGUUAGUCAUUAAAGAAGAACAAAAUAGAAAUGAUCAUAUGCUAUGCCAAACAGUGAGGAGAAGCGCUAGGAUGAAAAGUGAGAAAUAUAAAAAAAAAAAAAAAAGUUGUGGUAAUGAUACACUUGUAUGUACAGAAAGUGUUCAGGAAUAUAUAAAAGAAGAAAGUAGUAAAAAAAAGAAAAACAAUAUAAAUAAUAAGAACGAAAAAAUGAUCGAAAAAAAGAAGAAAAAAAAAAUAUCUAAAACACAAACUAUGGAAUUAAAAAUAUUUAGAGAUAAAACGGUUUUAAAAGAAAAAGAAAAGUUAAAAAUGACAAAUGAAAAAUACAAAAGAAUUGAUGAACAGAGAUGUGCAUCAGGAUUUGUUAAUUUUUUAAUUGAACAUAUUCAAAAAAAGAAAGACAAGGAAAAUUUCGAUGAUUUAUUAAAAUAUACUUUAAAAUUAAUAAAUAUAUAUAAAAUUAAAACUAUAGAUUUUGUAGAAGCAUUUUUAAUACUUGAAACUAUUAAUGUAAAUGUAAUUAGAGAAUAUCCAAUUGAGGAAUGGAUAUUGGUAACUUUUCAUUUUCUUAAAGGAAAUGCAAUAGAAGAAAAAUUUCAAUUCAUAAUUAAUUCCUUAAAGUUAGAUAACAUAAUAAUUGGUAACGUCACAGCUUCUUUUUAUAUGAACAAAAAAACUAUAAGAAUGACAGAGAAAAAUAUGAACAGAAUUCUUACUAUUCUCUCAGAUGUAAUGAGAAGAAGAUCUUCCAGGAUUAAAACGUUUAACAGUUCUAAUUAUGAAAGUAAGACUAAGGAAGACAACCAAAAGGAUGAGCUAUUAGGGUCUUGCUGGAAGCCAGUUGACGCAACCAUGGAGACAAAGAUUGGCAAAGGUGGCAUGGCCAAGUCAAACUGUGAGAAGAGAGAUUACCAAUAG
This is a messenger RNA of Plasmodium gonderi, 4608 nucleotides long. RefSeq lists its product as hypothetical. The transcript has a single exon. NCBI's taxonomy places the organism in Eukaryota, Apicomplexa, Aconoidasida, Haemosporida, Plasmodiidae. The record is from RefSeq and is a predicted model, not a curated record. The coding region runs from base 1 to 4608 and encodes 1535 amino acids.